Messenger RNA from Brassica napus (rape), 1418 nucleotides. RefSeq lists its product as uncharacterized. NCBI's taxonomy places the organism in Eukaryota, Viridiplantae, Streptophyta, Magnoliopsida, Brassicales, Brassicaceae. The transcript is spliced from 6 exons. Bases 14 to 1180 code for a protein of 388 amino acids. The record is from RefSeq and is a predicted model, not a curated record. Gene Ontology annotation, molecular function: protein binding.
UGUAGGCUUAUAAAUGCAUCUCACUAUUCUCUUCACGCUUCACUCCACUGAGGAAAAAAAGAUGAACUGUCACUACAGAAACACUAUCUCUCUCUUGCUUUGUCUCUUCAUCACAUAUGCGUCUUCCCAGUCUGUAAUACAACAAAUCACCAAUGACUUCAACACAAAUCCGCAGCAUGAGGAAGGUGCAGAACCAAACCCAAACGUGGAAGAAGAAAUGCAUUACUUACAAAAACAUCAAGAGAUCUCAUCGCGUGAUUAUAAACUCUCUUCUUCAAACACACUGAAGGGUCUGAGAGAACGUCCUCCAUCGACCUACUCUUUGAAGAUGGAGGCUUUCCACAGAGUCCUUAAUUCAACAGAACAUUAUGAAACUCGUCCUUUUUCGGCUGGUGGAUACAACUGGACUCUUCGUGUGUACCCUAACGGGAACAACAAGGAUGGUGGUUCAGGCUACCUUUCCCUUUAUGUAGCCAUUGACAAGUCGAGUCUCGACGCUUCUGCACAUCAAGAGGUUUAUGCGGAUCUCAGGUUUUACAACUUCAACAGGAACCAGAGGAAGUACUUCACCAUCCAAGAUACCGAUGUAUUCCGAUUCAAUGCCUUCAAAACGAUGGGGGGAUUCUCUCAGGUUCUCCCUCUUGAUACGUUCAAAGACCUAAAAAACGGUUACCUUUAUGAUGGAGACCACUCCGAGUUUGGUGUAGAUGUAACUGUUCCUAAGCCUUUUGAGAAAUCAGAACUUUUAUCUUUUAGUAAGCGUUCAGACAGAUUCACCUGGACAAUUAGGGGAUUCUCCACGGUGACCCAAUAUACUUAUUCAGAUGUCAUCUCCUUCGCAGGAAGAAAAUGGCAAUUAGGAAUAAAUCCAAGUGGUAGUGGCAGCGGAAGUGGAAAAGCGGUGUCAUUGUUUUUUCACCUUCUUGCGAACCAGAGAACCGGAGCCUAUGAGGCGGUUUAUGUUCUAGCCAAGUUUCAAGUUCUUAACCAACUAAAACUCGGCAACAUCCAGAUGGAACUGGAGAAUUGGUACGGAAUAACAUCCUUUGGAUGGGGUUUCAGUGAGUUCGUCUCUUUUGAUGAUCUCAGAGAUUCAUCAAAGGGUUUCCUUGUGGAUGAUACACUGAUGGUUCAAGUCGAACUGGAGGCCAUUUCUACUACCAAGUACUUCCCGAGUUAGAUGAUUUUUCCAAAUAAAGGAAUAUGCUUUAUAUCAAGUAUCAACCACCACUCUGUGUUUUUUAUCGGCUAUAUUUAACCAGUUAAUAAUAAAAAUCCAUGUUUGUUUUUAAAGAAAGGAAAAUUUCAUAAAAACACGUCUGCUAUUUUUUUUUUAAUAACUCAUGAAUUACUCUCUAAACAGCAAUUCCAACAUCAUGCAAACAAAAUUGGAUAAAAAUCCAGAUAAUAUCAUUACA